AUGUACUACUCAGGCCUGCCAGCAAAUGGCAGUCAGAGCAUCCCUUCUCCAGGUGCAGACAAGCCCAGCAUCUAUAUGCCAGCUCCGGGGCCCUACGCUGCAGCACCUGCGGGGUAUCCACCCACACAAGCUGGGAUGCCUGGUCUAGCACCCCGCUUUGCCCCAGCCCCCCAAGCCUAUGCAAUGGUGUCCAAUGGAGGCCCUUCUGGAUACACAAUAUCGCCAGCCUACCACUCACUGCCCUACUCCAACUUGCAGUGCAUGCCCACUUCCACCCAUGCUUACAUAUCUGCUGCACAGUACCCAGGGAUGAGCUACCAGGCCGCCAUGGCACCUCGAACAGCUCCCCCUUCCCCAUACCCUGCCCCUGUUCAAGCAGGUGCCCCUCUCAUUGCUGCUGGAUAUUCACCUAUGCCCGGCGCCAUCCCUGCCCCAACUGCCAGAUCCUAUGCCAUAGCUGGCUAUCCCCCAGGUUAUCCCCUCCCUUCAGCUUAUCACGGGGCAACAGCAUUUGGACCUCCAUUCUAA
Molecule: messenger RNA, 528 nt
Organism: Candidula unifasciata
Lineage: Eukaryota; Metazoa; Mollusca; Gastropoda; Stylommatophora; Geomitridae
Source: the annotation of a GenBank genome assembly